UUGUCGAUUCAACUCCGAUUUUCACUAAUUUUGGGCUGAUUCACUGAAUUCUUUACUGAUUCUAAAAUAUUCUGAUUUAUAAGAGUGUUCAGACUAGACUGAUUCUCAAUUAAACCAAUUGAAUCCUAAUAUCCAAUUUUCACAACAUUGUCUAAAACACACAAAAACUAAGAAGAAACCGUAGAAGGGGACAAAUACCCUUUCGCCACGUUCACAACAAGAAGAGGAGCAUGAAUAUAAAACACAAUUCCUUACUUCCAUUGAAGACCAUUCUUGGCGAAAGCAUCAGCAGCGAUGUUCCCCUCCCUGGGAAUAUACUGAAAAGUGAAAAGUGACAUUCAUAUAAUCUGAAAUACUCCCACGUAUAGCGUCCACAAUAUGGCUAUAAGAAUGGUCCUUGCGCACCCUUCAUUGAUCAAUUUGACAGCAUCUAAAGAAUCAGAAUGCAUCUCUAUGAAGUUGAAUCCUCUUUCUCUGGCUAACCGAAUCCCAUGCAAGAAGGUUGACAACUCUGCUAACGACCCAAGUUACAAGUGAAUCCUCAAUAAAUUCCAGCGCUAUCUCUGAGUAGAUCUCCAUAAGACAAAAUUGAAGUUUGAUUUGAUCUUACACAUCAACAUUAAGAUGAAUUGUAUUUGCUCUAGGAAGGCACCAUUUGACACUAAGUGCAAUCCCUGCAGCUAUGUUGCAAGUCUUGACAGACUCUUGAAAAUUAUUUGUAUAAAUAAUCUCCUUCUGCAACUUGUUAAUUUUCCCUACCAUUUCUUGAUGAGACCACUUUGUACCAUGAAAUACAAAGUAGUUUCUUCGUUGCCAAAUAACAUCCAGCACAAUACCAAGAGUCCUUGGCCAAUUUGGAGGAAAAUAUGUACCUCCUUUUAAAUUUCUCAUUAAUUAACCACUUGGAUUUGUCACCUGCAAAAAAAAAAAAAACGUUAGUAAAAUUAGGAAGGAUUCCCUUCCAAGCUUAUCCACAAGGCUGCAGUCCCAAAGAUAGUGGAUCUCUGUCUCCUCAUCCAUCAUGCACAUAGGGCACAUGGAAGAUUCAACAAUAUAUCUCUUCCACCUUGCAGUGUUUGUAGCAAGAGCACCCUUUGCUACUUUCCAAUGAAAAGCUCACCCUCUUUCAAGACCCUUUUAACUCCAGACUAGGCGAAAUAAAGGAAUAUCAAUCUAAUGGUGAUUAUUCGAUAUAACUCUAUAACCACUCUUAACCUUAUACCUUGUGUCAUCAGAAUCUUGCCAAAUAAAAGAAUCUUCUCCUUCAUCGAUACCACUAGGAGCAUGAUCCUUUACUACUAAGGGCCCGUUUGGAUGUGGCCCAAAAGAUCUUUUAUUAUCUUAUCUACUGAAAAAAGAUCUUUUUAUUUUUUAAGAGUGUUUGGUUAUUUUUUUUUUUUAGCUUUUACAAAAGCAAAAGCUCUCAGCAGAUCUUCCUCUCAAGUUUAGAUUCACAGCUUCUCAAAUCUCCUUUUCGGGAAUCUGAUCCCAAAAUAAGGCUUGGACAAUAAUGUCCUCAAGAAAAUUUCAAAAUGACAAGCAUACCCUCCUCGUUUUUCUCUGAACCCUAAAAUUUUCUCUCGUUCCUGAGAACUUGCGGUGCUGUGCCUUCCUCGGAAUUUUUCUCCCAUGCUUCCAAUCUCCUUCGUCAUCUCUUCCGAUCAUCCUUGGUCAUCUCUUCCGAUCAUCCUUCGCCAUUUUUUCUUCUUCCUUUGUUAGCAUCACAGGUUCUUCAUUAAUUUCUUUUUCUUCUCAAUAUUGUUAUGGAUUAGGGUUAUGCUUUUGUUUGUUUCAUUAAGCUUGUGAAAUGUCUCUCAAUCAAGUUCCUGUGAAAAGAAAGAAAGCAGAAUGGUGUGAUAAGAAUACUGAGAUUAUGUUGAAAGUGUACAUAGAAGAGGUGAAUGCUGGAAAUAAACCUCAGAACCAUUUCACUAAGCUUGGUUGGGCAAAUAUUGCAGAAAAGUUCAAUAAGGCAACAAAUUUGAGAUAUGAAUAUAAACAAUUCAGAAAUAGGUGGGAUUCUUUGAAAAAGGAAUGCCAAUUAUGGGCUAAGCUUAUUGGGAAUGACACAGGUCUUGGCUGGGAUGGGGAGAAGAAAACCAUUGCAGCUAGUGAUGAAUGGUGGGAAGCCAAAAUUCAGGAGGAUCCUGAAGUAGCAAAGUUUAGAGAGCAAGGCCUCAAAUUCUUACCUGAGAUGGAAUUCCUUUUUAAGGGUACUAUUGCUACUGGUUUUGCAGCAUAUGCACCAUCUGAGGAUUCAAGACAAUAUGAAGGAUUCAACACAAGAACAGAAGAGACAAAUGAUAACAUUGAUGAUAACACUGACAUGGAAGUGAAUGAGCCUGAGAUAGACACGACAACUCAGAACACGUCUUCGGCAAAGGAAAAUGGACAGAGGAAGAGAGGGUGAUAAAAGAAUUGGGGUUGCUGCCAAGCUUUCCUCACAAUUAGAUCGUAUUAUUCAAACAUUUGAAUCUAGUGUAUCUGCUCAAGACCCAACUAGUAUUACUGCAUGUGUAGCAAAGUUGAAAGAUCUACCAGGACUUGAGUGUGGGAGUGAACUAUUUUACAAAGCCACUAAACUUAUGAAAAAAAGGGCAAACAUGAUCACCUUUGUUGCUUUAGAAGAGCCUGAGCUACAACUUGGAUGGAUCAAAUCUGAAACUUAAGCACAAAUUCCUUAAUUUCUCCUCUAUUUGAUAUCAUUGACACUUGCUAGUUUUGCUUGGUUAUGAACCUUGGUUGUGUUAUGGAUCUUAGUUUUUAAUUUUAGUUAUGUCAUGGAUCUUUGAUUUUAAUUUUGGUUAUGUUAUGGAUAUUAGUUAUGGUUUGGCUCUUGAUUUUUUUAUUUUCAGUUGUGUUAUGAUUUUUUUUCCUUCUACAGGAUGUCUUCAUCAUUAUCAUCAAAUGACUCAUCACUAUCAUCAAAUGACUCUUCAUCUAACGAUGACGAUCACAUUACGAAGAACAAAGUGUUGAUGUUUGCUGUAGCUAAUGUUACCAAUUACUUCAUGAAAUAUGUUGUGAAAAAUCCAUGUAGAGAUUCAAGCAUGACAGGCCAUCAUUGGGUAUCUGAAAUUCUAAAUGGUCAUCCAAUAUGUUGUUAUCAGAUGUUUAGAAUGAAGAAACUUGUCUUUCUUGAAUUAUGUGAUAUCUUGGAAACCAAGUACAACUUAAAGAAAACUCGAAAUGUCAGCAUUUAUGAGCAAGUUGGCUUGUUUUUAUACAUGUUGAGUCAACCAGGUUCUGUUCGUAAUUGUGAGGAAAGAUUUCAACAUUCAGGUGAAACAAUAUCUAGACAUUUCCAUAAUGUCUUAGAAGUUGUGUGUAUGUUUGCAAAGGAUAUAAUUAAGCCUGUUGAUCCAUCAUUUAGGGAUACUCCUGAUGAGAUUCUAAAAGAUGCUAGAUAUCGCCCUUACUUUAGGGAUUGUAUUGGUGCAAUAGAUGGUACUCAUAUACGAGUUUGUGUUCCCUUUCAUCUACAAGGAGUCUAUAUUGGUCGGAAAGGCUACACUACCACUAAUGUCAUGGCUGUUUGUGACUUUAGCAUGUGUUUCACUUUUGUUUGGGCAGGUUGGGAAGGUUCUGCACAUGAUACUAAGAUAUUUAUGGAGGCUUUACAUAAGCCUGCAUUGCAUUUUCCACAUCCUCCUCAAGGUAAAUAUUAUCUUGUUGAUUCUGGUUACCCUACUUUUAUGGGUUUUCUAGGACCGUACAAGAAAACUAGGUAUCAUCUCCCGCAAUUUAGAAUUGGGCCUAGAAUCAGGGGAAGAGUUGAAGUUUUUAAUUAUUAUCAUUCUAGUCUUCGAAGUACAAUUGAACGUGCAUUUGGUUUAUGUAAAGCAAGAUGGAAGAUAUUGGGUAAUAUGCCACCUUUUGCUUUGAAGACACAAAACCAAAUCAUUGUUGCUUGCAUGGCUAUACAUAACUUCAUUCAAAGAAAUGACAAGAGUGAUGGAGAAUUUGAUUCGCUAGAUGAAGAUAAUGAAAAUAUAGAUAGUGAUGAAGAUGAAAGUGAAGUUGGUCCUAGUAUUACAACAUGGGAAGAACCGGAUGCUCAAAGUACUCUACAAAUGGAACGAUUUAGAGAAUCUUUGAAGAAUAUGUUUCCAACACGUAUUUAAUUUCUUUAUUUUUUAAUACUACAAGGUUGCAUGUUUAUGGUAUGGGUACAUUUGAACAAUUUUAUAUUGAAAGACAUUAUUGAUCGUAUUAUCACCAAGUUAAUGAUAUUUUAU
Glycine soja is the source of this 4238-nucleotide messenger RNA. Its product is annotated as L10-interacting MYB domain-containing protein-like. The record is from RefSeq and is a predicted model, not a curated record. The transcript is spliced from 3 exons. The coding region runs from base 2886 to 4124 and encodes 412 amino acids. Lineage: Eukaryota; Viridiplantae; Streptophyta; Magnoliopsida; Fabales; Fabaceae.